Frankliniella occidentalis (western flower thrips) is the source of this 1955-nucleotide messenger RNA. RefSeq names its product proton-coupled folate transporter. Gene Ontology annotation, cellular component: membrane. Gene Ontology annotation, molecular function: transmembrane transporter activity. Gene Ontology annotation, biological process: transmembrane transport. The coding region runs from base 217 to 1917 and encodes 566 amino acids. NCBI's taxonomy places the organism in Eukaryota, Metazoa, Arthropoda, Insecta, Thysanoptera, Thripidae. The record is from RefSeq and is a predicted model, not a curated record. The transcript is spliced from 11 exons.
CUUGAAAACAGUACACAGCCGCAGCUAGCUGCUAUCUGUCAGAUUAUGCAUGGGUCGUGGUCUCCUAUGCUUGGAACUUCAGUGUGACAUUUUUACCACUGUCGACGGUACGAUAUUUUUACCACUCCUACUCGCAAUGCUGGUCCCUUGUGACGUUUGCAGGCGAUAAAGCUCCUUGACUUCAUCUCGGACACGUGCCCUUUCAGAGGGCCAACGAUGCACACGGGUCCAAAAAUGGACCAAUCUGUUGGCCACUCACUGAAUAAUAAAAGUAACCACAGUCAGCAAGCUGAAAAGGAAACAUCGCCUAUCAAUUCCUUAGUAGACAAUAAGAAAGGCGAAGAAAAUGAAAUAGAUUGUUUAAUAGAAGCAAAAACCAAGAAAGUAGAAGAGGAAAAUGAUGCACAUUACACACCUAAAAAUCAUGAAAACAAGACCCUCCUUUUCAGAGAAGAUCAGCACACGCCAGAAGACUCCCAAAAGCAGUUCAACUUUUGGAAGCUUCCUGCAAGAGAGAAAAUUGCAUAUGCAAGACGAAGUAUUACUGUAGAACCAAUGCUUGCCCUUUUUAUUAUACCAAGCAUGUUGUCCAACCUCGCAACGCAAAAUCUCAACUUAGAAAAAGCUUGCCGAGUUAAUCUGCGUUUUAAUGAUGAGGUAUGCGACGCUCUUUCCGUACGAGACACAGCAAACUAUGCGUUUGAAGAAUCGGAGGUUCAGAAACUGACAGCAGGAAUGGCAGGGUGGAAGAUGCUAGUUCAGAGUUCUCUUCCAGCAGUCCUCAUACUUUUUGUAGGAAACUGGUCUGAUCGCCACGGUCGCCGAAAGCCAUGCAUGUUGCUGCCAAUAGUCGGAGAGUUCUGCACAAGUAUUGGCCUCCUUGUCUGUACAUUUUUCUACUACGAAUUGCCGAUAGAGGCCGCAACGUUUGUGGAGGCGGUUUUCCCAGCCAUGACAGGAGGCUGGUGUGUCAUGUUUAUGUCAGUAUUUACGUAUAUAUCUGACGUUACAACAGAAGAAGAUCGUACCUUCCGCAUUGGGGUCGUCAACAUAUUCUUUUCGAUUGGAAUGCCUAUUGGUAUAGCGCUGUCAGGAAUCUUGUAUCAGGUGAUAGGAUUUUAUGGUGUCUUCGGGACGGCUUCAUGCAUGUACAUGUGUAGUUUUUGGUACGGGUACACUCAGAUUCAUGAGGAGCCCAAAGCUUGGCCGUGUGAUAGACCCAAACCAAAGGGUAUCCUUGCGUUUCUGGCUGAUUUCUUUGACGUAAGAGUUCUUUCUGAAACAUUCAACACUGCCUUCAAGAACGGCGAAAAGGGACGACGACUACAAGUGAUUCUCCUCAUGCUCGUCGCGUUGCUUCUCAUCGGGCCCGUGCAUGGUGAAACCACAGUUGCCUAUUUAUUUGUUCGAAGAAAGUGGAACUGGGACGAAUUGGAAUUUAGCAUUUUCUCCACGUACUGUGUUGUCCUGAACUUAAUUGGAACUUUAGUAACCGUCGGGCUUUUCAGCGCCGUGCUGAAGUUCCAUGACAGUGCUAUUGGAAUGAUAGCGUGCGCUUCGAAAAUCUCAGCAGCACUUCUCUAUGCGUUUUCCACAUCAGUACCAAUGGUAUGCUUUGCACCAAUCUUGGACAUGAUGAGCGGUACGUCCUUCAUAACCAUGCGUGCCCUUGCUUCUAAGCUUGUCGCAAACGAUGAGCUAGGCAAGGUGAACUCCCUGUUCGGUGUUGGUGAGGCACUUAUGCCUGUCGUUUGCGGUCCUUUGUACUCCAAGGUGUAUCAAAUGACGGUCGACACCUUGCCUGGCACGUUUCUUCUAUUGAGUGCCGGUAUAACCUUGCCGGUAUUCGGUAUCUUCGGAUGGUACUACUACGCAGCAUCAAGAGAGAACAGGUUAUCUGUGGGCAGGGUCCACUGACGAUACAAAAGCUUCUACCUGACAGUAAAAUAUUUAUA